Molecule: messenger RNA, 839 nt
Organism: Stomoxys calcitrans (stable fly)
Lineage: Eukaryota; Metazoa; Arthropoda; Insecta; Diptera; Muscidae
Product: DNA replication complex GINS protein PSF1
Exons: 3
Coding region: 201-803 (200 amino acids)
Biological process (GO): DNA strand elongation involved in mitotic DNA replication; DNA replication
Cellular component (GO): GINS complex
Source: RefSeq, a predicted model, not a curated record
AAGCAAAUAGGCUGUUUAUAUUUUUAAAUAAAUGUAUUUUGAAUACGCCCAUGUUCAACACCACGUCUAAACGCACCACUUGCAAUUCUUGCCAUGUACUCAAAAACAGCUGAUAUAAAUCUUGGCGCCAAAAAAAAGUAAACAUCAACAAACACAUUAGCCAGAAGGCAGUAAGAAGUUGUGCAAAAUUCAACAAUAGUAUGAGCAAAUCAAAUAAAAUGUUUGCCGAUAAGGCAUUUGAAUUGAUAAAAGACUUGGAAAGGUCUUCGCAGACAAUACCCCCAUUCGAUGAUGAUGGUGUGCGGCAAGUUUUGGAAGAAAUCAAAGCAAUAUUUGAUGAGAAUUGUGCACAGGCAGCAAAUUAUUCAACUUCAGGUGAUCGAACACUGUGGCCUCUUUUGAAUUUUCGGCAUGCAGCUCUUCAACGAAAUAAACGAUGCCUUCUCACCUACUUGCACCAACGUUUGCAGCGCAUCAAGGCCUUACGUUGGGAGUUUGGCCCCAUUAUCCCACCAGAUAUCAAAACAAAUCUGUGCGAACCAGAAGUAACAUUCUUUAACAAAUACUCCAAAUCUUUAGCAUCAUACAUGCGUUCAAUUGGUGAUGGUCAAGGUAUUGACCUAACAGGCGAUCUGAGGCCUCCAAAAUCAUUGUACAUAGAGGUGCGAUGUGUUGAAGAUUUUGGCAAAUUUGAAUUAGAAGAUGGUGAAGUCAUAUAUCUGAAAAAGAACAGUCAACAUUAUUUGCCACGUUCACAGGUUGAGACGUUGGUGCGCCAAGGUAUUCUUCAGCAUAUUGUUUAGUUAUAUAUACAAUAAAUGUUAGUUUUUUUUAUAAAU